AUGAUUUCUAGUUUCGGCCCUCUCUCUCUCUCUCUCUCUCUCUCUCUCUCUCUCUCUCUCUCUCUCUCUCUUCAGGUCUCUCUCUCUCUCUCUCUCUCUCUCUCUCUCUCUCUCUCUCUCUCUCGCUCGCUCGCUCGCUCGCUCGCAAAGGUUCCGAUACAUGCCCUCUCUCUCUCUCUCGCUCUCUCUCUCUCUCUCUCUCUCUCUAUUUUUCUAUCUCUAGUUCUCUCUUUCUCCCACUCUCUAUCUCUCUCUCUUUGCGAUUCUCUUUCGCUCUGUCUCUCUUUCUCUCAUUCUGUCUUUUCUUUCUAUCUUUCUCUCUCUCUUUAUUUUUCUAUCUCUCUAUUUCUCCCACUCUAUUUCUCCCACACUCUCUCUCCGUUUCUCUUUCGCUCUCUCUCUCUUUCUCCCACUCUCUCUCUCUUUCCGUUUCUCUUUCGCUCUGUCUCUCUUUCUCUCAUUCAGUCUUUUCUUUCUCUCAUUCUCUCUCUCUUUAUUUUUCUAUCUCUCUCUUUCUCCCACUCUAUUUCUCCCACUCUCUUUCUCUCCGUUUCUCUUUCGCUCUGUCUCUCUCUCUCUCUCAUUCUGUCUUUUCUUUCUCUCUCUCUUUAUUUUUCUAUCUCUAGCUCUCUCUUUCUCCCACUCUCUCUCUCUUUCCGUUUCUCUUUCGCUCUGUCUCUCUUUCUCUCAUUCUGUCUUUUCUUUCUUUUUCUCUCUCUCUUUAUUUUUAUCUCUCUCUUUCUCCCCCUCUAUUUCUCCCUCUAUUUCUCCCACACUCUCUCUCCGUUUCUCUUUCUGCUCUGUCUCUCUCUCUCCCCUCAUUCUGUCUUUUCUUUCUCUCUCUCUUUAUUUUUCUAUCUCUCUUUUCUCCCCUUUGUUUCUCCCACUCUAUUUCUCCCACUCUCUCUCUUCGUUUCUCUUUCGCUCUGUCUCUCUCUCUCCCUCAUUCUGUCUUUUCUUUCUCUCUCUCUUUAUUUUUCUAUCUCUCUCUUUCUCCCACUCUAUUUCUCCCACUCUAUUUCUCCCACUCUCUCUCUCCGUUUCUCUUUCGCUCUGUCUCUCUCUCUCCCUCAUUCUGUCUUUUCUUUCUCUCUCUCUUUAUUUUUCUAUCUCUCUCUUUCUCCCACUCUAUUUCUCCCACUCUAUUUCUCCCACUCUCUCUCUCCGUUUCUCUUUCGCUCUGUCUCUCUCUCUCCCUCAUUCUGUCUUUUCUUUCUCUCUCUUUUAUUUUUUAUCUCUCUCUUUCUCCCCUCUAUUUCUCCCCUCUAUUUCUCCCACUCUUAUUUCUCCCUCUAUUUCUCCCUCUCUUUCUCCCCAUUUUCUCUUUCGCUCUGUCUCUCUCUCUCCCUCAUUCUGUCUUUUCUUUCUCUCUCUCUUUAUUUUUCUAUCUCUCUCUUUCUCCCACUCUAUUUCUCCCACUCUAUUUCUCCCACUCUAUUUCUCCCACUCUCUUUCUCUCCGUUUCUCUUUCGCUCUGUCUCUCUCUCUCCCUCAUUCUGUCUUUUCUUUCUCUCUCUCUUUAUUUUUCUAUCUCUCUUUCUCCCACUCUAUUUCUCCCACUCUCUCUCUCCGUUUCUCUUUCGCUCUGUCUCUCUCUCUCCCUCAUUCUGUCUUUUCUUUCUCUCUCUUUUAUUUUCUAUCUCUCUCUUUCCCACUCUAUUUCUCCCCUCUAUUUCUCCCUCUAUUUCUCCCUCUCUCUCUUCGUUUCUCUUUCGCUCUGUCUCUCUCUCCCUCAUUCUGUCUUUUCUUUCUCUCUCUCUUUAUUUUUCUAUCUCUCUCUUUCUCCCACUCUAUUUCUCCCACUCUAUUUCUCCCACUCUCUUUCUCUCCGUUUCUCUUUCGCUCUGUCUCUCUCUCUCCCUCAUUCUGUCUUUUCUUUCUCUCUCUCUUUAUUUUUCUAUCUCUCUCUUUCUCCCACUCUAUUUCUCUCCGUUUCUCUUUCGCUCUGUCUCUCUCUCUCUCUCAUUCUGUCUUUUCUUUCUCUCUCUCUUUAUUUUUCUAUCUCUAGCUCUCUCUUUCUCCCACUCUCUAUCUCUCUUUCCGUUUCUCUUUCGCUCUGUCUCUCUUUCUCUCAUUCUGUCUUUUCUUUCUAUCUUUCUCUCUCUCUUUAUUUUUCUAUCUCUCUCUUUCUCCCACUCUAUUUCUCCCACUCUAUUUCUCCCACACUCUCUCUCCGUUUCUCUUUCGCUCUGUCUCUCUCUCCCCCUCAUUCUUUCUUUUCUUUCUCUCUCUUUAUUUUUUCUAUCUCUCUCUUUCUCCCAAUCUAUUUCUCCCACUCUAUUUCUCCCUCUCUCUCUUUCGUUUCUCUUUUCGCUCUGUCUCUCUCUCUCCCUCAUUCUGUCUUUUUUUCUCUCUCUCUUUAUUUUUCUAUCUCUCUCUUUCUCCCUCUAUUUCUCCCACUCUAUUUCUCCCACUCUAUUUCUCCCUCUCUUUCUCUCCAUUUCUCUUUCGCUCUGUCUCUCUCUCCCCUCAUUCUGUCUUUUCUUUCUCUCUCUCUCUUUUUUUCUCUCUCUCUUUCCACCUCUAUUUCUCCCCUCUAUUUCUCUCCGUUUCUCUUUCGCUCUGUCUCUCUCUCUCCCCUCAUUCUGUCUUUUCUUUCUCUCUCUCUCUUUAUUUUUUCUAUCUCUCUCUUUCUCCCCUCUAUUUCUCCCUCUAUUUCUCCCUCUCUCUCCAUUUCUCUUUCGCUCUGUCUUUCUCUCUCCCCUCAUUCUGUCUUUUUUCUUUCUCUCUCUCUUUAUUUUUCUAUCUCUCUCUUUCUCCUCUAUUUCUCCCUCUAUUUCUCCCCUCUCUCUCUCCGUUUCUCUUUCGCUCUGUCUCUCUCUCCCCUCAUUCUGUCUUUUCUUUCUCUCUCUUUUAUUUUUCUAUCUCUCUUUUCUCCCACUCUAUUUCUCCCCCCCUCUCUUUCUCUCCGUUUCUCUUUCGCUCUGUCUCUCUCUCUCCCUCAUUCUGUCUUUUUCUUUCUCUCUCUCUUUAUUUUCUAUCUCUCUCUUUCUCCCCUCUAUUUCUCCCACUCUAUUUCUCCUCUCUCUUUCUCUCCGUUUCUCUUUCGCUCUGUCUCUCUCUCUCCCCCUCAUUCUGUCUUUUCUUUCUCUCUCUCUUUAUUUUUUUUUCUCUCUUUUUCUCCAACUCUAUUUCUCCCAUUCUAUUUCUCCCACUCUCUCUCUCCGUUUCUCUUUCGCUCUGUCUCUCUCUCUCCCUCAUUCUGUCUUUUUCUUUCUCUCUCUCUUUAUUUUUCUAUCUCUCUCUUUCUCCCCUCCUAUUUCUCCCUCUAUUUCUCCCUCUCUCUCUCUCCGUUUCUCUUUCGUUCUGUCUCUCUCUCUCCCUCAUUCUGUCUUUUCUUUCUCUCUCUCUUAUUUUUUUUAUCUCUCUUUCUCCCUCUAUUUCUCCCCACUCUAUUUCUCCCCUCUCUCUCUUCGUUUUUCUUUCCUCUGUCUCUCUCUCCCCCUCAUUCUGUCUUUUCUUUCUCUCUCUUUUUUUUUCUAUCUCUCUCUUUCUCCCCUCUCUAUUUCUCCUCUCUAUUUCUCCCUCUCUUUCUCUCCGUUUCUCUUUCGCUCUGUCUCUCUCUCUCCCCUCAUUCUGUCUUUUCUUUUAUCUCUCUCUUUAUUUUUCUAUCUCUCUCUUUCUCCCCUCUAUUUCUCCUCUAUUUCUCCCUCUAUUUCUCCCCUCUCUUUCUCUCCCCUUUCUCUUUCGCUCUGUCUCUCUCUCUCCCCUCAUUCUGUCUUUUCUUUCUCUCUCUCUUUAUUUUUCUAUCUCUCUCUUUCUCCCACUCUAUUUCUCCCCACUCUAUUUCUCCCCUCUAUUUCUCCCUCUCUUUUCUCUCCGUUUCUCUUUUCUCUCUGUCUCUCUCUCCCUCAUUCUGUCUUUUUCUUUUCUCUCUCUUUAUUUUUCUCUCUCUCUUUCUCCCACUCUAUUUCUCCCACUCUAUUUCUCUCCGUUUCUCUUUCGCUCUGUCUCUCUCUCUCCCUCAUUCUGUCUUUUCUUUCUCUCUCUCUCUUUAUUUUUCUAUCUCUCUCUUUCUCCCACUCUAUUUCUCCCACUCUAUUUCUCCCACUCUCUCUCUCUCCGUUUCUCUUUCGCUCUGUCUUUCUCUCCCCUCAUUCUGUCUUUUCUUUCUCUCUCUCUUUAUUUUUCUAUCUCUCUCUUUCUCCCACUCUAUUUCUCCCACUCUAUUUCUCCCACUCUCUCUCUCCGUUUCUCUUUCGCUCUGUCUCUCUCUCUCCCUCAUUCUGUCUUUUUUUUCUCUCUCUUUAUUUUUCUAUCUCUCUCUCUUUCCCCACUCUUCUUUCUCCCACUCUUUUUCUCUCCGUUUCUUUUUCGCUCUGUCUCUCUCUCUCCCCUCAUUCUGUCUUUUCUUUCUCUCUCUUUAUUUUUCUAUCUCUCUUUCUCUCCUCUAUUUCUCCCCACUCUAUUUCUCCUCCUCUCUUUCUCUCCGUUUCUCUUUCGCUCUGUCUCUCUCUCCCCCCUCAUUCUGUCUUUUCUUUCUCUCUCUCUUUAUUUUCUUUCUCUCUUUUCUCCAACUCUAUUUCUCCCAUUCUAUUUCUCCCUCUCUCUCUCUUUUUCUCUUUCCCUCUGUCUCUCUCUCUCCCCUCAUUCUGUCUUUUCUUUCUCUCUCUCUUUAUUUUUUAUCUCUCUCUUUCUCCCUUUCUAUUUCUCCCCCUCUAUUUCUCCCUCUCUCUCUCCGUUUCUCUUUCGUUCUGUCUCUCUCUCCCUCAUUCUUUCUUUUCUUUCUCUCUCUCUUUAUUUUUUCUAUCUCUCUUUUCUCCCCUCUAUUUCUCCCUCUUUUCUCCCCUCUCUCUCUUUCGUUUCUCUUUCGCUCUGUCUCUCUCCCCUCAUUCUGUCUUUUCUUUCUCUCUCUCUUUAUUUUCUAUCUCUCUCUUUCUCCCUCUGUUUCUCCCCUCUAUUUCUCCCUCUCUUUCUCUCCGUUUCUCUUUUCAAAUUGUCUCUCUCUCUCCCUCAUUCUGUCUUUUCUUUCUCUCUCUUUUAUUUUUUCUAUCUCUCUCUUUCUCCCCUCUAUUUCUCCCACUCUAUUUCUCCCUCUCUUUUCUCCCACUCUCUUUCUCUCCGUUUCUCUUUCGCUCUGUCUCUCUCUCCCCUCAUUCUGUCUUUUCUUUUCUCUCUUUAUUUUUCUAUCUCUCUUUUCCCACUCUAUUUCUCCCACUCUAUUUCUCCCACUCUCUUUCUCUCCGUUUCUCUUUUCGCUCUGUCUCUCUCUCCCCCUCAUUCUGUCUUUUCUUUCUCUCUCUCUUUUUUUCUAUCUCUCUUUCUCCCACCCUUUUUCUCCCCCACUCUUUUCUCCCACUCUCUCUCUCCGUUUCUCUUUCGCUCUGUCUCUCUCUCUCCCUCAUUCUGUCUUUUCUUUCUCUCUCUCUUUAUUUUUCUAUCUCUCUCUUUCUCCCACUCUAUUUCUCCCACUCUAUUUCUCCCACUCUAUUUCUCCCCUCUCUUUCUCUCCAUUUCUCUUUCGCUCUGUCUCUCUCUCUCCCUCAUUCUGUCUUUUUUUUCUCUCUCUCUUUAUUUUCUAUCUCUCUCUUUUCUCCCACUAUAUUUCUCCCCAUCUCUCUCUCCGUUUCUCUUUCGCUCUGUCUCUCUCUCUCCCUCAUUCUGUCUUUUCUUUCUCUCUCUCUUUUAUUUUUCUAUCUCUCUCUUUCUCCCUUCUAUUUCUCCCUCUCUCUCUCCAUUUCUCUUUCGCUCUGUCUCUCUCUCCCCUCAUUCUGUCUUUUCUUUCUCUCUCUCUUUUUUUUUCUAUCUCUCUUUCUCCCCCACUAUAUUCUCCCUCCUAUUUCUCCCACUCUAUUUCUCCCACUCUCUUUCUCUCCGUUUCUCUUUCGCUCUGUCUCUCUCUCCCCUCAUUCUCUCUCUCUUUCUCCCACUCUCUCUCUCUUUCCGUUUCUCUUUCGCUCUGUCUCUCUUUCUCUCAUUCUGUCUUUUCUUUCUCUCUUUCUCUCUCUCUUUAUUUUUCUAUCUCUAUCUCUCUCUUUCUCCCACUCUAUUUCUCCCACUCUCUCUCUCUCUUUCUUCCUCUCUCGCUCUAUUUUUCGCUUUCUCGCUUUGACUCUCACUCUGCCCUUCUCUCUAUCAUUUCUCUCUCUCUUUUUCUUUGUUUCUUUAUCUCUCUCUUUCUCUUUCUUUCUAUCUCUCUCUCUCACACACACACACGAUAUUUUUUAUGUUUGUCUUUUGUUGUGUCUUUCUCUGUCUCCUUAUCUCAUAUCUUUCUCUCUCAUUCCCUCUCUGCCUAUCAAUGUUUGUAUCUCUCUCUCUCUCUCUCUCUCUCUCUCUCUCUCUCUCUCUCUCUCUCUCUCUCCUCUAUUCUGA
Molecule: messenger RNA, 6315 nt
Organism: Acanthosepion pharaonis
Lineage: Eukaryota; Metazoa; Mollusca; Cephalopoda; Sepiida; Sepiidae
Source: the annotation of a GenBank genome assembly